Messenger RNA from Adelges cooleyi (spruce gall adelgid), 1642 nucleotides. RefSeq lists its product as uncharacterized. Bases 3 to 1310 code for a protein of 435 amino acids. The transcript is spliced from 2 exons. NCBI's taxonomy places the organism in Eukaryota, Metazoa, Arthropoda, Insecta, Hemiptera, Adelgidae. The record is from RefSeq and is a predicted model, not a curated record.
UGAUGGUUGAAUCAACAAAAAAAGUUUCGCCGUCAUAUUACGUCAAUCAAACAUACAAUCCUUUUUACGUUUUUAUAGUGAACACUUUAAAAACCUACAAUGAGCGAAAAAUAAAUUUAAGUAGAAAAGAAAUAACAGUUUUGACAACCCCUGUUCGUACUUACUACGACACCAAAGGCCGCGAAAUUGUGUUUGAUAAAUUUUAUCAGAAAAUCGAAGAUAUAAAAUGUACAUUCUCAUUGAUCGUGAAAACGAAACUGGCAUACUUGUCUAAUAUUCUAGAAGGCUUGCAAAGUGGCGGAGCUAUCGAUGUUGCACGGGAAAAAUUGAACGUAUUAAAAGAAGAAGCUGGUUUUAUGAUCCUUUUGUUUCAAAAAGGCAAUGUCAAAGCGGGUAAAUGGUUUUGGAGUUAUUAUUUCAAAAUCAUGGCAAUAACUGAAUACAAGAGCAACAAACAUUUUUUUGAGGAAACUCCUUUCGGAGAAAAAGAAUUACAAAGCGAUAUUACAAAAUUUAUACAACACUGCAAGGAUAACAAAUACCUUCCCAAAAAUAUAACAGAGUUUGAUUUUGUGUCAAAAAAUUCCAAUGUACCAAUUUACAUAUUUCAAAAACUUCGUACGUCUGUUGCUGUAGAUUAUGUAUACGGAAUGCAAUCUAUAUUGAUAGACUAUUUGUAUCUAAAACCACUAUGGGAUGAACACGAAUUAUUUUUCAGUCAAAUAACCGGCGCAGCCGUAGAUUGGAUGCCAACGAUUAGACGCUACGCAGUCGAAGUGACUAAAACCAAAAAAUACAUUGAAAACCACCAAUGGAUAUCGAAACCGUUCGGCCACCUUAGUUACCACAAGUUGAUUAAACAAAUUAUCAGUGUGAGGAUGUACACCUUUAUGUGGGUAAUGUUGGUAAUAUUCAACAAAGAAAUGCAUAAAAGGGAUCUGGUUCAAUUAAAACAUUUGUAUACUGAGUCAAUGCGAAUUAUUAAUAUGGUAGAAAUAUUUAUGCACUAUACUGAAACUUUAUUUUUUGAUAUAGUAGCAGAGUUUCGUUGUGCAAUAAAUGACAACCAAAUCAACUUUGAUAGCGUUAUACCUAGAAUGUCGGUAAGAGCUAAUGAAAUUCUAGUAGAGUUGAACGGGAGUAAUUCAAAUAGCAGUGAUUGGAUCAGUAUUGACAUAAACAAAGAAUUUAAUGAUAAUAUGAUAAUACAAUUUCUUCAAGAAUUUGGCGGUAACUUUUGGCGGUUAAAAGAAAAGUUGACGGUAUUAAAUUAUAACCUUGCUCUAAGUAUUCUGGUUGAAGGAAAUUGACGUUUUUGAGGUUAACGACAAAUUUAUUUGUCCAACAUUGCACUUUUGUUUUUCUUAACUGCCUCUUACCUCAUUUCAUACUAAUGCCAUAGUAGGUCGGUCAAAUCCUAUAUUUGAUCAUUCAUAUUUUUUUUCUACUAAAUCCUCUAAAUCUCUUUCGUUUCUUUUAUUUUUUUAGUUACUUUUUUUUUAAAUUUAUAUCGGUGUACAUAAUAUUGAUGUUUUUUUUUCUAAGAAUUUUAUCUAAAACACUUAUCGAAGUUUCUAUUUUACAUAAUGUAUAAUAUAAUAAUAUUGUUUUUUUAAGUUGUAUGUUAGUCGUAAGAAAUUCA